GGUUCCUGCGCCUGCGCGCUGUUUGGGUGCAGCGGCCUCCCCUUUUCCUCGGUCCGCCGCGUCGCCUCCUCCGCCCGUCGCCGCCAUGAAGUUUGUGUACAAGGAGGAGCACCCGUUCGAGAAGCGCCGCUCCGAGGGGGAGAAGAUCCGCAAGAAGUACCCGGAUAGGGUCCCGGUCAUCGUGGAAAAAGCCCCCAAGGCCCGAAUAGGGGACCUGGAUAAGAAGAAGUACCUGGUGCCCUCCGACCUCACAGUGGGCCAGUUUUACUUCCUCAUCCGGAAAAGGAUCCACCUGCGGGCCGAGGACGCCCUUUUCUUCUUCGUCAACAACGUCAUCCCCCCCACCAGUGCCACCAUGGGGCAGCUCUACCAGGAACAUCAUGAGGAGGACUUCUUCCUUUAUAUCGCUUACAGCGACGAGAGUGUCUAUGGCAGCAUGUAAGACCCCCGGAGUCCGCCGGCUGCCGUUGAGGGGCAACUUGCCCCUAAAGGGACCUGCACUUUCUGUUGUUACUUGUUGUUGAUUUUAUGUUUAAAAGGUUUUUUUUUCCCCUUUUUUUGCUCCAGGAAAAUGGAGGGUUCUCUCUCUCUCUCCCCCCCCCUUUUAUUUCUGGCUGUGAAUCUUUUACCUCUUUUUUUCCUCUUUUAAUUCCUCCCUUCUUUUGGCUUUUUCUUUUGAGGUGGUUGUGGCUAAAAUUAAAUACCUCUCCCUUGCAAUUUCCCUCCGUGCUUUUCUUCCUUUCCUUUCCCCCCCUCCCCUGUUGAAAAGGUAGAUCUGGAAUUUCACACAAAAAAACCCCUUUUUGGUUUUUCCGAUUCCCCCGCCCUCCUUUGCCACUGCACCCCGAGUUUGCUUUUUCAUCAGGGAGGUGCCUCAUCUUGGCAGAUUUCUGUAACCAGGGUUUCGGGGGGGACGGGAUGGGAAAAUGAAUGCUAAUUAAAAAAAAAAAACAGGUAUAUAAGAAAA
This is a messenger RNA of Thamnophis elegans (Western terrestrial garter snake), 967 nucleotides long. It is a transcript of the gene GABARAP, whose product is annotated as GABA type A receptor-associated protein. Gene Ontology annotation, biological process: cellular response to nitrogen starvation; autophagy of mitochondrion; macroautophagy. The coding region runs from base 86 to 442 and encodes 118 amino acids. The record is from RefSeq and is a predicted model, not a curated record. Gene Ontology annotation, cellular component: autophagosome membrane; autophagosome; cytosol. The transcript has 4 exons. NCBI's taxonomy places the organism in Eukaryota, Metazoa, Chordata, Lepidosauria, Squamata, Natricidae. Gene Ontology annotation, molecular function: ubiquitin protein ligase binding; GABA receptor binding.